This is a messenger RNA of Xenopus laevis (African clawed frog), 1443 nucleotides long. RefSeq names its product myelin-oligodendrocyte glycoprotein. The record is from RefSeq and is a predicted model, not a curated record. Lineage: Eukaryota; Metazoa; Chordata; Amphibia; Anura; Pipidae. The coding region runs from base 183 to 815 and encodes 210 amino acids. The transcript has 6 exons.
UUUGUGUAGUUUUUACCCCUAGUCGCAAGGAAAUCCCCAGCAGGCGCAGUCUCGUGUCUCUAGCAAUGUGUUUGUUUCUGUCAUUUCCUUAAUCUCCAGGGAAGUUGCGUUUCCUCUCAGUUCGGCUCUUCAGCCCAUAAACGCGUGAGGUCCUUGCACUCACUGCAGCAGGUUAAGGCACCAUGAUCUGGUUAUUCUUCACUCUCUUGACUCUCCAGCUUCUCCGGGUCACUGAAGCAUAUUUUGAUUGCCAAAACCCCAGGCAGCACGUCAUGGCCCAGGAGAAGACCGACGCCUUGUUGCCUUGUUGGUUUAUGUGGUACGGGAAACCUUAUGAAGACUGGAAAGUGGUUUGGCAGAAGGAAGAAGAGGGGCAGGAGGAUGAGCUGGUGGUGCACUAUCAGAAUGGAGCAGAUCGGGACGACAAGCAGAACCCACACUUCAGAGGUAGAACCUUCAUCAGGAAGGGUUGGUUUGAGCACCACGAUGCCACUCUUACGCUCUCUAGGGUCUCCGACAGUGACUCUGGCACAUACAAAUGUUACCUGAUGGGCAUCCCAGUAGGACCCGGACCCAUGAUUCCAUGCUGCAGAGUCACACUUGAAGUGCGUCAGGCACAGACGGAAGAGAAAAAAGGGUUCAGCAGAGAGAUCUACAUCUGCUUUAUUGUCUGGACAUUAAUCAGCUCGGCAGCACUUCUAUACGUCGUCGUUAAAGCCCCUGGGAAGAAGCUGACAAUCACUUUCUUCCUAGUCUUGACCUUCAUCUUGGGGACCAUGUUGGUGUAUUUCAUUAACAAAGGUCAGAAAACAUAACGACUGGAGCUGGAGACGUGGGACAGUUCUGCAGGAAGUUCCGUUGAAGGAUCUGGAUUCGCUUCUCAUUUCAACACUUUCUAUUUAAGGUUUGAAGUGCAACACAUGGAAGCACUAAAGCUGGGAGCCUUGUAUCUAUGGAGUCUUCUGCUUGGCAACCAUCUGGUUAUGAGUUUCCAGAGAUGAUCUGUGGGAGUUACCCGCAAUCAGGCAAAGUUCCACCCCAACCAAACCCCUGUUCCACCCCUGCCUGCUAUUUGGGCAACUGUUGAAUAAUCCUGAUGGGUCGGGGGACUCUGGGUUUCCUUUACUCACUUUAAUGUGAAUGAGCCCCCAAGCGAGUGAGGCAGACGCACCCCCAAACUGAAGCAAAACAAGGGGUUGGGACAUCCAAUGAGAUGAGACUUUCUGGUUUUCUGUGACCCAUAGCAACCAAUCAGAUGUUUCCAUUCAUUAGUCUUAUUGCAUGUGGGUGACCAGAGCUAAUUGCUGAUUGGUUCCAACGGUUAAUAUAUCUCAGGGGCAACAGAGCGGGUCCUUAGUGAGGAAACAGGUAUAUACAGUUAUGGGACCUGUUAUCCAGAAUGCUCGGGACCUGAGGUUUCCAGAUAAUGGAUCUUUCUGUAAU